Molecule: messenger RNA, 1359 nt
Organism: Rotaria sp. Silwood2
Lineage: Eukaryota; Metazoa; Rotifera; Eurotatoria; Philodinida; Philodinidae
Source: the annotation of a GenBank genome assembly
AUGAUUGAAGGAUCCACCAUUGAUUUAUAUUCUCAAACUAUUAUCACAGCUGGUCCAACUUACGGUUCGUACAAGUUCAAUGUUCUACAACAUCUAUCUGCUAUUUCUCCUUACUUUGAAUCCAAUUCCAAUGGACUCAGUCCUGAUCCUCCUCAAGACUGCAGAGUCAACAAAGCAAUCUACCUAGUGCGCCAUGGUUCUAUUUACGCUAACACCUACGAUUACAACUAUACCAUUCAUCCAUUCUUGCAACGCCUUAAACAUUGGUCGCGUGAAGUCAAUUUUUCUCAGUCAAUGGAGUUCGCCUUUUUGGCUCGCUGGACAUCGCCCAUCACACACUGUACUAAACAAGUCGGAAAAUUGACCAAAUCCGGAAGUCUCGAAGCAUUCAAUCUCGGUACUCAGCUCGCCUAUCGUUAUCCACAUUUACUAUACGCAAAGAGACAUUCAUCUUUCAAAAUAUGGGCUUCGAAAUCGGAUCGAACACAGAAAAGUGCUCGCAUGUUGUUAACUGGACUAUAUGGUAGUCAGAACACUCUAGGUCAGGUAAUCAAUAUAUCAGAAGGAAAGAAACGAGGCGCAAAUACUCUUACACCGAAAGAAACAUGUCCACGCUUCCAGAAUUCAUGGGGUGCACCAGAAGCACAUGCGUGGCUGAGAAAAUACACAAAACCAAUAGUCGUUCGAUUAAAUGUUCGUAAUCCAGGCUUUAACUUAUCGGCAAAUGAUGUGUUGGCAAUGCAGCAACUUUGUGGUUAUGAAACUGCCAUUCGUGGAUCAUCAGCUUUUUGCAAGAUCUUUACACCAGAAGAAUGGCUUUCGUUUGAGUAUUAUUUCGAUAUCAAAUACUACUAUGAAUUAAGCUACGGCAAUGAUCUGUCACCAAGCCUCGGUAUGCCUUGGGUUGUUGCAUCAAGUGAUCUUCUCAAUCGUACUACGGACCAAGACCUUUAUAUAAGUGUUGCUCAUCGAGAGAUGCCACCUUUUAUCUUGACAGCAUUGGGUUUGUACAACGAUACAAAUACUGCUGGUGUUCACAUCAUUAACCAUACGUUUCCUCUUGAUCAGAUAAAUUAUCGUCGCAUAUGGAAGUCAAGCGAAUUCAUUCCAUUUUUGGGUCGUGUUGCAUUGGAACGACUAGAUUGCACAUCUACUGUAUACAAUGGAUCGUUUGUCAGGAUUCUGAUCAAUUCGGCACCAAAGCCCUUGCCCGGAUGUACGUCAGGUCCAGGUGCCAGCUGUCCGUUGGAACAAUACAUGAAUUAUGUUGAGAAACGCAAUGAGCAGCAUAGUGCCUUUUCGAAGGCUUGCGAUGUACACUAUCAGAGCACUACUGAUAUGUUGACCAUUUACUCUUAA